Bufo gargarizans (Asiatic toad) is the source of this 522-nucleotide messenger RNA. Its product is annotated as outer spore wall assembly protein SHE10-like. The coding region runs from base 1 to 522 and encodes 173 amino acids. NCBI's taxonomy places the organism in Eukaryota, Metazoa, Chordata, Amphibia, Anura, Bufonidae. The transcript has 4 exons. The record is from RefSeq and is a predicted model, not a curated record.
AUGGGCCCAAAAGCUUUAGGCGCUCGACUGAUCUAUCAGGUUGCUUAUGGUCGGAGGAACUUUAAAUAUGAUGCUUGUAACUCUGUUUUCAGUGAUGUCAUUUUACAAGCUGAAAACUACAAGCUGCUUAUAGACCAAACUGAGGAGCGCUUAAAACAGACGGAGCUGGACAAAGUAAGCCAAAGGGACAACUUCAGGCAAAAAGAGGAGGAGUUAUUAGCCAAGAUGCAGGAACUGGAGGACAAGUACGUUGUACAACUGCAAGAAAAGGCAAAUCUCCUGCUUGAAAGCAACUCCAGAGAGAACAGUUUAUGUGAAGAAUUGGAAGCCUUAAAGCAGGAAGUGAGCCAAGGAGAUGGCCAGCUUCAGACCUUACAAAAAAGAGAGGAAGAGCUGAAAGUGCUCCUGCAGAAAGAACUGGAGACCUCCAGUGCACUUAAGCUGGAACUGCAGAAAGUGCAAGAAGAAACCAUGACCGAGAGGAGUCUUUCUGGAAGAAGAGCUAGAGGGGGCACUGGAUGA